UCCUCAUCAGCUUCUCAUUCAUUUCUUUUCCCGGGGUCUUAGAACCAUCCAUUCUCUUGCUUUCCUUUCCUGGCUUCAUUGAUUGAAGACCAUUUGCUUCGUCACUCUUUCUUUCCCAACCGAUCCCUCUUACCCACGAUCACGCUGUGCGUCGAUUAAACCAAAGCCUGCAAAAUGUCUGUCGCUAAGAUUGCUGGUAUUGUCCUCGGCUCGGCCGCCCUUGUUGCUGGCCACGGUUAUGUGUCUGGUGCUGUCGUCGACGGCGAGUACUACGGAGGAUACAUCGUCACCUCCUACGCCUAUGAGAGUGACCCUCCGGAGACCAUUGCCUGGUCUACCGAAGCCACUGACCUUGGCUUCGUCGACGGCAGUGAAUACGCCGAGGCUGACAUCAUCUGCCACAAGAGCGCUAAGCCUGGUGCUAUCUCCGCUGACGUCAAGGCUGGUGGUACUGUCGAGCUCCAGUGGACUGACUGGCCCUCCAGCCAUCACGGUCCCGUCCUGACUUACCUUGCCAACUGCAACGGUGACUGCUCCGAUGUCACCAAGACUGACCUUGAGUUCUUCAAGAUCGACGAGAGCGGCCUUAUCAGCGACACCGAGGUCCCUGGAACCUGGGCCACCGACAACUUGAUCUCCAACAACAAUAGCUGGACUGUGACCAUCCCCUCGACCCUCGAGUCUGGUAACUACGUCCUGCGUCACGAGAUCAUUGCCCUGCACUCCGCUGGAAACAAGGAUGGCGCCCAGAACUACCCUCAAUGUCUCAACCUGAAGGUUACCGGUAGUGGUAGCUCCACCUACUCGGGCACCAAGGGUGAAGCCCUCUACAAGGACACCGACCCGGGUAUCCUGGUCAACAUCUACCAGAGCCUGAGCUCCUAUGACAUCCCCGGCCCUGCUAUGUACAACGCCACUUCCUCCGGCAGCUCCUCCAGUGCCUCUUCUACCAGCUCCGCUGCCGCUGCCGCCGCUACUACUUCCAGUGCCUCUACUUCCAGCGCUUCCAGCUCCACCACCAGCGCUGCUGCUGCGACUAGCUCCGCCGUCACUGUCACUGGCAGCGCCCCCCAGCAAACCCACAUCCAGGUUGCCAGCUCCAGCGCCGCCGCUGUUGCCACCCCCAGCAGCUCCAGCGUCGCCGUCUCCAGCGACAACCUCACCAGCUACUUCAGCUCUCUGAGCGCCGACCAGUUCCUCAGCGUCCUGAAGGAGACCUUCUCUUGGCUGGUCACUGAGAAGAAGCACGCCCGUGACCUCAACGCCUAAGCUCCCAGCCAGACGUGGAAGUUCGGAUCAUAUAGACAUUCCUUCUUGUUUCUAUCUGACGGCUAUACGAGCCCUUUUAGCCGUCUGAUGCUCUUUUCGCUUCGGAUCGGGUAUCCACUUAUGUACCUAUAAAAAUAUCAAUAUUGAAGCUGUGA
Aspergillus costaricaensis CBS 115574 is the source of this 1424-nucleotide messenger RNA. Its product is annotated as lytic polysaccharide monooxygenase auxiliary activity family 9 protein. The record is from RefSeq and is a predicted model, not a curated record. Lineage: Eukaryota; Fungi; Ascomycota; Eurotiomycetes; Eurotiales; Aspergillaceae. The transcript has 2 exons. The coding region runs from base 175 to 1269 and encodes 364 amino acids.